Molecule: messenger RNA, 1876 nt
Organism: Spathaspora passalidarum NRRL Y-27907
Lineage: Eukaryota; Fungi; Ascomycota; Pichiomycetes; Serinales; Debaryomycetaceae
Product: mitochondrial 54S ribosomal protein uL2m
Exons: 1
Coding region: 51-1175 (374 amino acids)
Biological process (GO): cytoplasmic translation
Cellular component (GO): ribosome; large ribosomal subunit
Molecular function (GO): structural constituent of ribosome; RNA binding; transferase activity
Source: RefSeq, a predicted model, not a curated record
GUGUAAAUACUAGCAGUACCCAUCCUCUCUCACCUCCCCGCCACACCAAGAUGAUGUUACCAUGGGCCAAGAAGUGCUUGGCUGAUCAAGCAAGGGUAUUCAGCAAAUCAUUGGCCGUUCAAGGAUUUGUUCGUUUCAACUCUACUCCUGCUACUACUAGUGCACCAAAGUCUACUUCCUCAUUUGCAGACGACCAAAUUGAUGAUUUCGACUUGGAAGCUGCUCAUGCCAGAUACAAGCAACAAAGAGAAUUGCUUGCCAAAAGAGCAGUCAUGAAAUCAUUCGACAGAGGCCACUUAUUGCCUGGUUCUACCCACCGUAGAAUGCCAGUCCAUGAACACUUACACAAGGGUAAACCAGUACGUGAAUUAACUGUACAUAAAAAGAAAACUGCUGGUAGAAACAGUACCGGUAAAAUCACCGUUCGUGGUAGAGGUGGUGGUCAUAAGCAAAGAGUAAGAUUGGUCGACAGUUAUCGUAUGACUUCGGGUAAACAAAAGGUAAUUCGUAUUGAAUAUGAUCCAAACAGAUCUGCCCAUAUCGCAUUAAUUGAACAUGAAGAAACCAAAAACCUUUCAUACAUAUUAGCCCCUCAAGGUUUAAGAAGUGGUGAUUUUGUUGAAUCUUUCAGAGAAGGUAUCCCUGAAGAUUUCAUUGAAGAUAUGAAGAAAACCAACAAUGGAGAAAUCGAUGAUGCCUUAUUAUCGGCCAGAAUCUUGAAAAGAGGUAACUGUUUACCAUUGAACAUGAUACCUAUAGGUUCAAUCAUUCACAAUAUUGGUUUACGUCCAGGAGGAAGAGGUCAAUUGGUCAAAGCAGCUGGUACUUUUGCCAAACUUGUAUCUAAAUUCCCAGAACAAAAGAAGGUUGUUAUUGCCUUGGCAUCCGGAGAACAACGUUAUGUCCACAUAGAUUGUCAUGCUACCUUAGGUACUGUUUCCAACCAAGAACAUAAAUUAAUCAGUUGGGGUAAGGCCGGUAAGAGUCGUCAUAGAGGGUUCAGACCACAAACUAGAGGUGUGGCCAUGAAUGCCAACGACCAUCCUCAUGGUGGUGGUAGAGGUAAAUCCAAGUCUAACAAGACUCCAAGAUCCAUGUGGGGUACUUUGAAAUUCGCCAAGACUAGAAAGGGUAAGAAAGAAAACAAGUAUAAGGUUAAGGAUAGAAGAGACUAAUUUUAAUUUUAUAUUCAUUUAUUCACCUGUAUAUAUAUAUAUUUAAUGAAACGAUUCUAGAAGAAAAUAGCAAAAGAUAGUAGCAAAAUAAUAGUUUGUGUCAGAUCUGACAAAACGAAGGUAGUGUCAGUGGUUGUAAACUAUGGAUAAACUGACAAAGCAAAGUUCUGGCUAAAAGUACCAACAAAUCUAAAUUUCCAGUAGAGAAGAGGAUAAUUAUAACCAGAAUCAACAAAAUCGUAAUAAGUGAUGCAAAGGCAAAGGAUAAAUUACUAGAAUAUCCAUUCCGUAAAGAUCCAAGUAACCAUCUUUCUAAAAAUUGAAAUAUAAUUGACCCAAUACUACCAUCAAGAUGAACUGUACCGGUACCAGAAUUGGAAGGAACAUUGUGAAUAGGAAUCAAAGGCUGUCUUUCUCCAUUUGAAUAACCAAAUAAUCUUCUAAGGCAAUUAAAUGGACGAGACCAUAUUGAUUGAUUCUGGUGUAAUACAAUUUCUCUCUGCAGAUGUGGUCUACUUGCCUCAGGAGACCUGGCAGCGGAAUAAUAGAUUGCACUGGUAGUUAACUCACCCAAUUGACCUGCUAAUUCCUCAUCAAGAAGUUGUUCGUUUUCAUUCGCUUCUUCUUCAGGCAUGAUGUUGUUUUCACCAAAGAACAUAGUAGAGUAAGGAGGGAGGGGGAUUGUUUAUUUAGAGAAUUCU